Molecule: messenger RNA, 632 nt
Organism: Eutrema salsugineum
Lineage: Eukaryota; Viridiplantae; Streptophyta; Magnoliopsida; Brassicales; Brassicaceae
Product: non-specific lipid-transfer protein 1
Exons: 2
Coding region: 39-386 (115 amino acids)
Biological process (GO): lipid transport; systemic acquired resistance
Molecular function (GO): fatty acid binding
Source: RefSeq, a predicted model, not a curated record
ACAGAACAAAAGAACACUCAACAAACAUAAGAAGAAGCAUGAAGUGUUGUAGGUUUGUUACAGUGGCUUUGAUGAGCCUUGUGAUCACAUUUGCUUCCAUUGAGGCGGCUGGUGAGUGCGGUCGCAUGCCAAUAGGUCAAGCCGCAGCUAGCCUAAGCCCGUGUUUGCCUGCUACGAAGAACCCGAGGGGUAAGGUUCCACCGGUUUGCUGUGCCAAAGUGGGUGCUCUCAUUAGAACCAACCCUCGUUGUCUUUGUGCUGUCAUGCUCUCUCCUUUGGCCAAGAAAGCUGGAAUCAAUCCUGGAAUCGCAAUCGCUGUUCCCAAACGCUGUAACAUCCGCAACCGCCCAGCUGGCAAGCGAUGUGGACGUUACAUUGUUCCAUGAAGAAUUACAACGUCGAUUGGGAUGAAAAUGAUGAGGAGUUCUUGAGAUUAAAAUAAAUGUUUUCUUUCACUUACCUUUGUAGAGGAGAAAUGUGAACUAUACAUGCUUAAUAAUCUGUUGGACUAUAAAAAUAUGCGUAUGCCUUAUCUAUUAUAAAUUUAUAAUAUAUGGAAGUGUUUUCUGUUUUAAACUUAUACUUGUCUUAUACUGUUACAAUUGGUUUGAUGUGCUUCUGAUUUAGCUGUC